CUGAAACAACAGGUGCUAGGUGUUCCGCGUUCAGCAAACAAACAAUAACGGUUGCCAUAGUUUUUCAAACGUGUCAGGGUCACUCUCAAUAUUCUUCUGGUCGGCUGCUGAAGAACGCACCGUACAUAGAUCAAUAACUUAGAAGCUUAUCAUUAGAAACCGAAACCCCCAACUUAGCUUUAGGUAUCUGGAGUUGUCUUUUGCAUCUUUCACUGUUGGUGAAUCAUCUGAAGUCAGAAUACGGUAUUGGUUUUUUUGAUAUUCUUUUCUGAAGAAAGUCAUAGAGGGAGAACUAAAAGGGUUUUCAAUCCCCAUUUGAAGUCGUGCUCAGGAACGCAAGUCAUAAACUACAGUCAUGCCAUUUAUACCAUUUUCAUCAGCAAACUACAGAUCUUCAACUUCGAGCUCAUCAUUUGAUCAAGAUGGAUCGAAUCCCAUCCUAAUUGGCGCUAACGCCAACAGUAAUAACACGAAUUCAAGCUCGAAUGCCAACGGGAAUGGAACUUCCAAUAAUAGUAGUAACAAUAACAGCACAAACAACUCGCCUUUAUUUCAACAAGGGUCCUUUCCUUUACGUAGAAAGACCUCUGUUGGAAACGCUCUUUUUAGCCUGGUCAACUCAAUUAGACAACCAGCAAUGAGCCAGUCGUCCAAGGUUCCGAGAAGGAAUUCACAGUCCUCACACUCCCGCUCACGUUCUGCAUCCAUUCCACUAUCAAAGCAAGCAUCCAACCCCGGUAGUGAUCGAGGCCAUGAGAAUAAUAGCAGUGAUGACUUAAACAGAGCACGAGAAGAGGUUGAGAGCGCCAACCCCUUUCCCAUCAGCCUUGCGCCGGAGCUGAUUCAGCGAAUUGAAACAGAGGGUACCAGUACGAGGACGAAUAAUUCUGCUCCUGCUUCUCGAAAGGGUAAUAAAUCUGAUCCGCAGCUAACCACGAUUCUUAGUGGGGGUCAUGCGGCUGCUGAUCAAAAUGGAGAAGAGGCAGAGUUAGGAGAAGAGGGAGAAGAAGAAAAUAGGGGAGAAGUAAAUGCGGAAGUGGUGCCGAUGGCACAGGAAACCAGGGCAAAUUCUGAGCUGAAUGACUACAGGAGGUUAGGUUUCCAAGCCAUGCGUACUUCUGGAUCGUAUUCCAGCAACAACUUAGAUGAGAGUGUUCAUAAUCUGAACGAAAUCCCAAGAAGUAUCGAUCAUGAUAGCUCCAACGAUGGUACAAAUCGCAAUGCGAGCGCUAGCGGUAAUACUAAUUAUGGAGAGAAUGGUAUCAGCAUUACAAAUGGAGAUAACUCUGCACAUAACAUGUUCAACCCGGCGGCAUACAAUUACAGCAUGGCUAAUAGUCAAACCAUCCCUAAUUUUAGAAUCUAUGCCAAUGGUGGGAUAAUAGGUGGAGAUGAAAGUAUCUCUGCAAAUGGUAUUAAUAAUGGCACUGGAAAUGCUGUAAUUGCUACGAUCCAAGAGGAUAAUGGCCACACUACAUCUGCUACCAACGACUUUAUUGCUCCACCCAACAACACUCGGACUCGCGGGAACACACUGCGUGAUGAACUUGUUCAGUAUGAGCCUGUUGUCAUGAACAGUGAAAACAACCAUACUAUGGGCACGGUAAUCAACAAUCCGAUUACUAUCGAUGAUUCACGAGAUGACGUUGUAUUAAUUGAUGCUGCCAAUGGAUCGCCUGCUAUUUUAUCUGAGGAUGACCGUGCUAUGCAAAUCAUUGGCACGCGAGGAGAAGAGCGGAGGGAUCAAAGUAUUGGUCCACAUGAGAAUAAUAGAGACUUGAGGAAUCGGGCGAUUGGUGUGGUCGGCAAUGAGGGGAGUGGACGUGGUUUGAAUUCCGCUGGAGGGACGGAGACUGCUACAAAUACCAUGUAUGCACAAACAACGAUACAACAAGAGGAACGGGACCAAAGCAGCUGCGAUCCAAAUGGGUUCUACUCGAUCAGGUUGACGCCAUCGAUUGACCACUCGUCGACACACCCAUACAUGUUUUUCGGGCCGAUUGUGCGGAAGUUGAAGCCGGGAAAGGGUAUAUCUAUUGGUAGAUAUACGGAGCGGAGCAAGAAGGCGGCGACUGCUGCGUCGGGGUCGUCAGAGCCUGUUGUGUUCAAGAGCAAGGUUGUUUCGCGUAAGCACGCAGAGCUUACGGUGGACGAGAGGGGCAGAUGGUACAUCCAGGACGUCAAGUCGUCGAGCGGAACGUUUUUGAACCACGUUCGGCUUUCCUUGCCCAACACGGUGAGUCCGAGGGUGUUUCUGAACGACUCGGACAUUCUCCAGCUCGGCGUCGACUACCGAGGGGGCUCGGAGGAGAUGUACCGGUGCGUGAAGGUGAAGAUCGAGCUGAACUAUUCGUGGAAAAAGCGGGCUGCUAAAUUUAGCAAGGAGGCGCACGAGAAGUUGAAGCAGUUGACCAAUGUGCUGGGAGGGAACAAGGAGGAGCUGACGCCCUGUGUGAUCUGCUUGGACGAUAUCAAGCCGUGCCAGGCUGUUUUCAUGAGCAGCUGCUCCCACUCGUGGCACUACAAGUGCAUCAGGCCGUUGCUUGUCAAGACGUAUCCGCAGUUCCUAUGUCCGAACUGCAAGGCGGUGUGUGACUUGGAGGCCGAGCUCGAGGACGGGGACGACGAUGCCGGCCCCAGCGAUGACGUCGAGGACGAUGGCGGAGUGGACGCGGUGGACGGGGCUGCACACAGUGCGCGCGCCGGCCUCGACCUCCGCCCAAACCCCAAUGGCACCAGCGCCGGCAGCGGCAGCGGGGGCGACGAUUACGGUAGCAGAAGGUAUGAAGCUAUGGACGAAGAUCUCAUGAGAGACGUUGAGGAAGCGGCGGCCAUGGGAGCAGCCUUUUAGAGCAUCUUUUGCGCCUCUUCCUGCAGCGGCGGCCGUGCGUGGGCUAAUAGAUCGCUGCGGUCGACAGGCACCCAAUUAACGAAACGGGUAAGCAAGCACACCCGUAAGCAGGUAAGUAAGUAAAUAAGUAAGUAAGCAAGCCAGCAGUGUGUACGUGUGUGUGUGCACCGGCUCGAGGGAGACCCGCCCUUUGCGCCUGCCCCCGCUAUCCCUUCCCUGGGCCGGGCCUGCAACGGUCGCCGGCGGAGGCCCGCCGGCGACAAAUCGCGGGGCGAGCAGGUGUCAGACGGGGCGCCCACGGGCCAAUGGCGGCGCGUCGAGUGCGCUCGGGCAUAUCGUGGCAGAGGAGGCGCGGCGGGGGCCUUUGCGGCCGCGUGCCGCCGGCGGCCG
Molecule: messenger RNA, 3241 nt
Organism: Pichia membranifaciens NRRL Y-2026
Lineage: Eukaryota; Fungi; Ascomycota; Pichiomycetes; Pichiales; Pichiaceae
Exons: 1
Coding region: 356-2851 (831 amino acids)
Biological process (GO): mitotic spindle assembly checkpoint signaling; negative regulation of septation initiation signaling; ubiquitin-dependent protein catabolic process
Cellular component (GO): cytosol; mitotic spindle pole body; ubiquitin ligase complex
Molecular function (GO): ubiquitin protein ligase activity; protein binding
Source: RefSeq, a predicted model, not a curated record